This is a messenger RNA of Boleophthalmus pectinirostris (great blue-spotted mudskipper), 1735 nucleotides long. RefSeq names its product oocyte zinc finger protein XlCOF6.1-like. NCBI's taxonomy places the organism in Eukaryota, Metazoa, Chordata, Actinopteri, Gobiiformes, Gobiidae. The coding region runs from base 47 to 1315 and encodes 422 amino acids. The record is from RefSeq and is a predicted model, not a curated record. Gene Ontology annotation, biological process: regulation of transcription by RNA polymerase II; central nervous system development. The transcript has 3 exons. Gene Ontology annotation, cellular component: nucleus. Gene Ontology annotation, molecular function: RNA polymerase II cis-regulatory region sequence-specific DNA binding; DNA-binding transcription factor activity, RNA polymerase II-specific.
GUGUGAUCUUCGUCGGAGUCUUAAAGCGGACAGAGCGCACUGAAACAUGGCACAAGUGAAGCUGAAGGAGGAGCCGGAGCCGGAGCCGUGGGAGCCGAACGACGUGAACCACAGUGCGGUCGCUCAGAGCCCAGAAGACAAACACCAGGGUGUCCAAACUCCAAGUGCUCUGUCUCUGCUCCACGUUAAAGAGGAACCAGAGGAGGUGACCAUCAAGCAAGAGACACCUGAGUGUCCAAUUCUCCGCGUGAUCGUCAAGAGCGAAGACGAGGAAGAGGAGGAGGCGUGUCUGCCUGGAGCCGUGAAAGUAGAGAGCAGGGAUGAUGAGGAGACGGACGGAGCAGCAGGUUUAGAGGAGCGUUUAGACUCUGAGAGAGGUGAAAACUAUGAAAGCUCUUCUGACACUGACGAUUCUGAGGACUGGAUGCCUGAAAGUACCACGGAGGCGGAGUGUAACGCCACUGAGGCCAGAGGCGGAGCUAAGCAGCACAAAUGCUCUGAAUGUGAGAAAGUGUUCCAGCACACGGCCAGUUUAAGGCGCCACUCGCUGCAGCACACAGGAGCUCGGCCGUUUAAAUGCCCGUUCUGUCAGAAAGAAUUCAAACAAUCGGGUCAUUUAAAAAUCCACCUGCGAGUCCACACCGGUGAGAAACCUUUCAGCUGUUCCAUAUGCGGGAAGACGUUUGCAGAGAAGCGCACGCUCAAAUCUCACAUCAGAGUGCACACGGGAGAGAAACCUUACAGCUGUACAGUCUGUAACAAACGCUUCACCCAAAACACUCUCAAGAUCCACAUGAGGACGCACACUGGGGAGAGACCUUUCAGCUGUUCAGAGUGCGGAAAAACAUUCACUCUGUUCAAAGUGCUACGGGAGCACCUCGUUGUUCACACCAAAGAGAAACCUUUCGUGUGUUCAGUUUGUGAGAAAACGUUCAGCAGACAAAGUCACCUCAGCUCACACAUGUCGACGCACUCCGGGGACAGACCUUUCAGCUGCACAGUUUGUGAGAAAUCUUUUUCAAAACAAAGUAACCUGAAGGGCCACAUGUUGACUCACUCUGGAGAGAAACCAUACAGCUGUUCAGUCUGUGAGAAAACAUUUUCACGACAACCAAAUCUCACCAGACACAUGCUGGUGCACACAGGAGAGAGACCUUUCAGCUGUUCAGAGUGUGAAAAAACCUUUAUGAGGCAAAGUCAGCUCAACAAGCAUCUGAUGACUCACAAAGCUAAGGGAGUGGGGGUCAAAGGUCAGAGUGUGGACCUUAAAUGUGCUGAGGCUCAGGGGGUGGCAUCAUUUCUCCAGACGACUUAAAUUAAACUUUUUAUGUGUAAUUCCUGUCAUCAUUAUAUCAGUUUGUAUUUAGCGUUUUUAAAAUGCACAUCUUGAAUAUUGUGCUUCCCAGUCCCUCUUCAUCAAGCCACAAUACCCAUUUUAUAUUUGAUACAUUUCUAUUUCAUUUUAAAAAAAAUGUCAUCUUGUGCUGUUAAAGUCACACUUCCAGAGUAUUUGGUAAUAAACCAUCACAUAAGUUCUUGUAAAAAUGUCUAUCUUCAAGCUAAAAUAAUAUUUAUGAACGGCUUUUCCUGACCAGAAGAAACGUGAGCCCUGAACAGAUCAACUCUGUAUUAAACUCUCCUUUUCUUCUCUUCCAUUCUGUAUUUGAACAGUUUUGCAUCUCAGGUUGUGAACAUGAUUCCAUUUGUAAAUUAAACUGUGACUUGAUCAUUUUGA